UGUGGUUCAAAUAACAUAUUCUUCCGCUUCACGGAAGUAAACAGUAGAGGCGUCUGCUCGCGGUACUUUCGAAAACCUUAUUGAUUAAUAUGUUUCCCAUGUGGUCCAGAGUGGCCUAACACACACCACCGGUGGACGUGUGAUGUACGAGUUGAGAUAAUGUUUCAUGGACAGACAGCUUGGUUUUCAUCCAGUGUACCCUCUAAGAGAGUUCGACUUUGGAAGCAGCAUGAUGGAAAAGAAGUUUCUAUUGAAAAGGCACAAUUUGUGUUCAGCGAUGAAUGUCAGGUUGCUGAUACAAGAAAGUUGUAUGACAGCAGUGCCUACAUCAACGAACACCUGGCCAUCUUUCACUCUGCCUACAUCUCGGAAUGUGUCAGGAAGGAAGACAUGACAAAGGUGGUACUGGGAGACUACUUUCUGCCACCUCUGGAAGUUAUGGAAGUGAUCCGAGGCCAAACCAAAUUAGCAUGGGAAAACCAUUCAGCAGAUCAUCUGGAGGACUCUGAUGAAGAAUCUGUCUCAGAGGCAAGAGUGACAGGUCCAACACACUCCAAUUCAAGAAAGACAAACACGUCAAUAGGUGAUGUACAGAAGAAUACAGCUGAUAAGAGUCCACCAAAGGCAAACAGUAGACAACACCAAAACACUGAAGGUGGUCAGAGAGGUAACACAAGUCAGGCAACUGAUAAGGCAAAAAGUGACAAUUCAACUCAAAGGAGAAGUCCAAGACAAAGUUCCAAGAAGACCACUUCAACAACUGUGGAGAAUGCAGAUGAAGCAAAUGUAGUGCAUAUUGACAAUCUGCCGAAGGUAACAGGUGCUCUGGAGCCAUUUUAUCCUGGUCAGAAUGGAUGUGUUGUUUUCAUGAAAUCAUGAGAGUGUGAUGCAUCUUACCCCAGGUAGAAUCAAUAUUAAGGACUCUGUGAAUAAUCAUGAUUUCUUGAUUCCUAAAAUGUUUACAUGGUAAACAAACUACUUUUAAAGAGAUGCGCAUGGUAAAACUUUAGGUUUGAAAUGGUAAAAGUGUUUUUUCUCAGACUUUCUCAUGCAUGUAUCCUGCUGGGAAAGUUAAAUGUGUGUCUGUGAGGUUUAACAAUGUUAUGUAUCUCUUUUUGGUGGUUUGUGAUGUAUGGUUGUCGGGUAACUUCAAAACAGGAAUCUCAAGGGAUAAGAUAACAUGUGUUCUGUCUAGCAAUUCAUUUUAAAGCCAUUAACCUGUCAAAUUUUUACCCCAAGUAAAUUUGAGUGAGCUUUGUCUCAUCUUGAGAGUAUUUUUGCCACUAACAAGACAAUGUUAAAGUGGAGAGGGGUUUUGGAACAUAACUCUCAUCUGACGAACAACUAUGUGCAUGUACAACCACCACAGUAUAAUGCGAUUAUUCAAGGGUGAUAAUAUUCAAAAAUUAUUGGUUCAGAAUAAUGUUUUGGUUUACAAAUCAUAGUUAUAACAGCAAUAACAUCUUUUUUAAAUAUGUUGAGGCUAAUAACAGUCAUCAUGUGGAAAUAAUGGUUUCAUUUUUAGUGUUAGGGAUACAUGGAAUGAUCCUUAGUUGGGAUUUAUUCAGUCAUCCAUAUCGCUGCUGGACAUCUUAUGUAAGUUCAGAUGUAAAGGUUGAGAACCAGAUUCUUCAUUAGGAUAACAAGAUGUUACUGAAUUCUGUGUCAAUUUGUUACAUUCCAAAACAUACUGGGCUAGCCAAAAUUAUCUGGAUUUUAUCACAUCGUCAAAACAAUGAGUUUUUUUUGGUGAAAUAUCUGAUCAAUUCAAUUUAUUUAAGAAAUGUCAUUUAUUUUUUAUAUGAGAUGUCAACAUUAUGUACAGCCUCUUUAAGGAUGAGGAUAAAACGUACAAGCUUUAAACAUUUACCCCUUUUUCAAUGAUGAUGAUUCAAACAAUAGAAUCCGAUCUUUGCAAUGUCGGACAAGUCCACUUUAUGCACAGGUGGGUAUUUCCCACAUAUUCUCACAAUCCUCAUGUCAUUUUAUACAUGCCUGUACCUUUUCUCCCAGUACCGAUUAUCUCUCCUGCUUUUGGAUGCAAUUGUUUGGUCAUUGCAUUUAUCUGUUGUCCAGCUACAUCUGUGGGGAGCAGCUGACUGGACACUCCCCUUUCAAAAAUAAUGUUGUCCAAUAUAUGUUCAUCAAGUUGCGAACGCAUGUUGAAAUCUCCAGAAAUGACAUCAAGAUAGAAUAAUGUUUUAUAGUGAAAUAAACCACACUUCGUUUUUCUUUGUUCUUUGCAAUUUAUUACAUAGCUAUCUUAUAUUACAAGUUCCACUUUGACUGUAUAUGGGAAACAUGUCUAAUUUUGAAGAGUUGAAUGUGCAGAGAGUAUUUUGUCACUUAUGUUAUAUAAUGUAAUAUACAUUGUAAUUUGUAUGUAUAUUUGUCAUUAAACAUUUUGCAUUUUAA
Haliotis rufescens (red abalone) is the source of this 2415-nucleotide messenger RNA. Its product is annotated as telomere repeats-binding bouquet formation protein 2-like. The record is from RefSeq and is a predicted model, not a curated record. NCBI's taxonomy places the organism in Eukaryota, Metazoa, Mollusca, Gastropoda, Lepetellida, Haliotidae. Gene Ontology annotation, cellular component: nuclear inner membrane. The transcript has 11 exons. The coding region runs from base 160 to 879 and encodes 239 amino acids. Gene Ontology annotation, biological process: meiotic attachment of telomere to nuclear envelope; homologous chromosome pairing at meiosis.